AUGUCGUCGACCACCAUUCCCCCCACCAAGCUGUUGGCCGUCGCCCCCAGCGCCAAGCUUGACACCAACGCCCUCAUCGUUCCCGUGACCUCGGGCGACAACGGUGUACAGCUCGGCGACGUCAGCAACCUCACCGCCGACCGCGCAUCCGCUCUCUCCUCGCAGCUCAGCAAGCUGGGCUACAAGGGCAAGGCCGGCGCCGUGAUCACGCUCCCUGGCGCAGACGGAGACGCCGCGCCCGUCCUCAUCUUUGCCGGCCUCGGCAAGCCUGAGAAGGAUGGAUCUGUCAAGCCCGAGACCCUCCGUCGUUCAGUUGGUGCCGCCGUUCGCGCUGCCUCGGGCAUGGAGCUCUCCUCUGUCGCUGUCGCUGUUCCCGCCGGUACUGGACUCCUCACGGCUGCGGCUGAGGGUGCGUCGCUCGGCGCGUACGCAUGGAACUCGUACAAGAGCAAGGACACGAGCGCUCCCGUUGGUUCUAUCCAGCUCUUGUCAUCAGAGUCGGACGCUGCCGAUGUUGUGCUCCGCGCCGAGGUUGCCGCCCGCCACGCCAAGGGUGCCCGCGACCUCGUCAACACCCCUCCCUGCGACCUGUACCCCCAAACCUUUGCCGAGCGCGCAGUCGAGCUCGCCAAGGGCCUCGAGGGUGUCACGGUCGAGGUGUGGGACGAGAAGCGCCUCGCAGAGGAGAAAUGCGGUGGUCUCGUCGGUGUUGGACAGGGCUCGGCCAAGCCUCCCCGCCUCGUCAAGAUCGCCUACACCCCCAAGGGUGUGAGCAGCCCCAAGCACCUCUCGAUUGUCGGCAAGGGCGUGACCUUUGACUCGGGAGGCAUCUCGCUCAAGCCCUCUGCCAAGAUGCAUGAGAUGAAGGGUGACAUGGGCGGCGCUGCGGCGACGCUCCAUGCUGUCCUCGCUGCCGCCGAGCUGCAGGUCCCGGCGCGCGUCACUGGCUGGCUCUGUCUCGCCGAGAACAUGCCUAGCGGCACGGCGCUCAAGAACGGCGACGUCAUCCGCCAGCGCACCGGCACCACCGUCGAGAUCCACAACACGGACGCCGAGGGCCGUCUCGUCCUUGCCGAUGGCCUCGCCGUCGCCCAGUCCAAGGCCACGGGCUACGGCACUGAGGACGCUGACCCUGACCUCCUGAUCAACAUCGCGACGCUCACUGGCGCCCAGCUCGUUGCCCUUGGCAUGCGCACCGCCGGCCUUAUGGGUGACGACAAGGCCGUCAAGGCCGUCGAGGCCGCGGCUGCCGUCACGGGCGAGCAGUUCUGGGCCAUGCCCUUCCCCGAUGAGAUGCUCGAGGACAUCAAGAGCACCACCGCCGACCUGAAGAACAUCGGCGGCAUCCCCAUGGGCGGCAUGCUCAAGGCUGGUGUCUUCCUCCAGCAGUUCGCCGGCGACAAGGGCAACUGGGCCCAUCUUGACAUUGCCGGGCCUGCGGCCAACUUUGGUACGCCAUGGGGUUACACUCCGACCGAGGGCACGGGCUUCGCCGUGCGCACGAUGCUCAAGGUCGCCGAGCAGCUUGCCGCGUAA
Cutaneotrichosporon cavernicola is the source of this 1536-nucleotide messenger RNA. RefSeq lists its product as uncharacterized. NCBI's taxonomy places the organism in Eukaryota, Fungi, Basidiomycota, Tremellomycetes, Trichosporonales, Trichosporonaceae. Bases 1 to 1536 code for a protein of 511 amino acids. Gene Ontology annotation, biological process: proteolysis. The record is from RefSeq and is a predicted model, not a curated record. Gene Ontology annotation, molecular function: manganese ion binding; metalloaminopeptidase activity. The transcript is spliced from 3 exons. Gene Ontology annotation, cellular component: cytoplasm.